This is a messenger RNA of Procambarus clarkii (red swamp crayfish), 960 nucleotides long. Lineage: Eukaryota; Metazoa; Arthropoda; Malacostraca; Decapoda; Cambaridae. The record is from RefSeq and is a predicted model, not a curated record.
GUGUGGGGGGAGAGGAACUUUUACUUCGGGUUUGGUCAGGAGCCGUUCGUGAGAGCCGGGUGUCGGGUGACGGCCUGCACCACCACGGCCGACCGGACCGCCUUCCCUCUCCGUGAUGUAGACGCCAUACUCUGGCACAUUCCCUCCAGGGACAUGACCUUCCCUGGGGAGAGGUGGCGCCACACCCGCUACGUGUUCUGGAUGCUGGAGUCGCCGGCCAACAUGCACAGGACCGUCAGGACCUUCGCCGGGGUCUUCAACUGGACCUUCACCUACAGGCUGGACUCAGACUUCCCCAUGCCGUACGGGAGGGUGUACCGUCGGCGUGUACCGCUGAAGGAGACCAGCAGGAACUACGCGGCCGGGAAGACCAAGAUGGCGGCGUGGUUCGUGUCCCACUGUGACGCCAUCAGCGGCAGGGAGCAGCUGGUGGCGACGCUGAGGCGCUGGGUGGAGGUGGACCAAUAUGGCAGGUGUGGCGGCCUCUCCUGUAGCCUCCACCAGUCAGACAAGUGUGACCUCCUCCUCAAUACACACUACAAGUUCUACCUCUCCUUUGAGAACUCUCUCUGUCGGGACUACGUCACGGAAAAGUUCUUCCGGAUUUUAAGGCUGGACAUCGUUCCAGUAGUGUUCGGGCAGGCCAACUACGGCCUACACGCGCCACCACACGCCUACAUAGACGCCCUGACCUUCCCCUCGGUGAAGGCGCUGGCCGACCACCUCAUCUACCUCGAUAAGAACGACACUGCUUACAACGAGUACUUCAGGUGGAAGAGAUAUCACCGUGUCCCCAACAGCUGGGAGAACUGGUCCAAGCCGUACUGUGAACUGUGUGAGCGGCUGCACGCCGACCACACCGUCAAGGUCUACCAUGACAUACACCAGUGGUUCGUGGAGGGCUCUAGCUGUCGGACCCGGUUCAACCACCACAUAGCAGCCUUUAUCAAUGGGCAGUAG